AUGGCGUCUUUUACCAAAGUCUGCAUUGACUGGUCGAACAACCUGAGGAAUUUCUGGACACCUAGACCUUCUUCUACUUCAUCGUCACCCCAGCUUCAGCCGUCGCCCACCGUAUCACCUAAUAAAAACCGACAAUCGCAGUUCACCAACCACCGGUCCACUGAAAGAGAUAUGAGUCGGGAUAACACCCAAGAAAGGAAUAGAACUGCCGGGCACGUAACAGCUAAAAUGACAGAUCGCAGCACAUCACUUCCUUCACCAAUCCCAUCGAGAAGAUGCAAGUUAAAUGGAAACACCAACAAAACAAUCGAAACGCUUCCCGCAGUAGCGGAUUACAUACACCGAGGGAUGUCUACAGAAAACCACAUCGACCAAAGACACCCUCAGCCAAGCGGCUCGGAAAGUCUCAUUCUGAUAAAUAAGGAGCCAAUUACUACCUGGCCCAUUAGCAAAUCCCCAUUCAAUAUGGUUUCCCCUAACAACGGAAUAAAAAACCCUUAUGAAAGCAAUGUGGCAAGCGGAAUUUCGUCCAGCACAAAAGCACCCGUUUUCGCAAUGCACCGAAGUACGAUGCACGUGAUUGAUCAUGAACGUGAGCGUAAUCCAAUAAAAUUGUCUCCUUCGUCCCCAACAGUAGCCCACCGAAUAGCUCAAUUGACACGCAGCUUUCACUUGAAUGCACACAGAGAGGCCAACGGUUCAUCCGCUAAAAACACAAUUGGUGUGGAUUAUUAUCACUGUAAUUCGGCAGGCUCAUCUCCUAUUUUCCCACAUCGUGGUAUAACGGUAGCUGCUAUAAAACAAAAGCUGUUGAGCCAGGGAAUGAAGAUGGACGUGAGCACACCAGUGAGCAAACACAAGAGUGUGCGCUUUCGUAAUUACGUGUGUAGAGUUGUCCGCGGACGACCAGCGGUGGUGAGUGGAUUAUGGAGAGACGAAAAGGUUAUGGAAGAGAUUCUGAAGCACUUAUCUGGAACACAACUGCUUCAUGUGUGUGUUGUGUGCAAGUGUUGGUUCCGUAUCAGCUGCAACCAUGGAUUCUGGGGUAAACUGGCCAUGAAGUUGGAUUUUAGUCACAAGCGCUUUCGCUCAUCUGUUCAAAAGGAAGUCAGGAAAAUGUAUGAAGAUAAUACACCCAAGUCUUUCACCACGCAAGACGAGCUCGACGGAGAAAUGAGAGAAAGGCUGGCGUCCGGUGUUCGGAGGCAAAUCCAGUCACUCUCUAUCACUCGGCUAGCCGAUUGCUACGUACCGGCGUUAUAUAAUGCAUUGGCUGAAUUACGACAGAAUGCCUCAUAUCCAGCUAAUGUAAACAACGUAAUGACAGCAACCUCGCCAUGCCACCGGUUCAGUCGGAAACAGUCCAGUAUUCAGCGGUCUAUCACAAUGCAUGCCCACGACACACCUACGUGUAAAUCACACACGAAAGCACAACCGGACGUCUAUCGACGGGUCAAUGCGUGUUCUCAAUGCACGCGGUCAUCAUACAUCCCAUUGUCAUCAACUCUGCUCCACGCUGAUGCGCCCAGCAAUUAUGGUCAGGGGCAAGUAAGAUGUGAAAAGUCAGGGUCGGAGUCACGAUUGUCUUCAAAAAACCAGGACACAUUUCACUUCCACAAAUUACACAGAAAGUCCAAGUUUUUCACACAUUUGGCCCUGCGUUUCUGCCCCAUAACAGAUAAUAGCUUGCAACUUAUUGUACACACAUUUCCAGGGCUUUACUCGCUACAUCUAGAGUGUUGUAACCGACUCACUGCAGCAGCGUUUUGGAACUGCUUACCUUACACCAUCGUGAAUUUGAGUAUUUUGGACUGCAUCAAUGUGACGGAUGACAGUGUGAGCGCAGUAGCACAGCUGCUACCUAACUUAAAGCAUUUUACCCUGCAGGCCUAUCACGUGACCGAUUCGGCCUUUAUUUACUUCAGACAGAGUAAACGGACAAAAAUGAAAACUGUGAAACUAACCCAAUGCAUGGUAUUGACCUGUCAAGGGGUGGAAAAUUUAUCCUUUGCCCUCCCGCAGUUGCAUACACUUAGUAUAAGUGGUUGUGCGAAUGUCCUGGACGAAGGUUUGGGGGCACUUUGUCGUCAUUUUCAACAGUUGGUUGAAUUGGAUUUGUCCUGGUGUUCAAAAAUAACGGACGAUGCACUAAAAUGCAUCGCAAGUGAACAGGUUGGGCUGAAGAAACUGGUGCUGGACAGAUGUGUGGCGUUAACGGAUUUUGGGAUCGGAUACCUGUCUACCCUGGCAAGGCUGGAACAUCUGAGUCUGCGAUGGUGUAGCAAACUCUCCGACGGAAUAGCACCCCACGUGCUCAGCAUGAUCAGUUUGACAUACUUGAGUCUGGCAGGUUGUAAGCGCAUAACCGAGGAAGGAUUAUACACACUUAUUCAGCACCCAAGCCUAAAGCGCCUAGAGCUGACACAUUGCCCAGCAGCGAAUGGACGGCUUAUGAAAAACCUGAAGGAAAUUUCGUGCGGUUUUUGCGUUUGGAAUUGAAUAUGGGUGCCUAAAUGCAUGCGAUGAUCACAGUCUCUGGACAAAACUCAGCCCAUAGGAACUUAUGGGAUUACCAAC
Messenger RNA from Dicrocoelium dendriticum, 2577 nucleotides. NCBI's taxonomy places the organism in Eukaryota, Metazoa, Platyhelminthes, Trematoda, Plagiorchiida, Dicrocoeliidae. The record is from the annotation of a GenBank genome assembly.